Molecule: messenger RNA, 1452 nt
Organism: Mesorhabditis belari
Lineage: Eukaryota; Metazoa; Nematoda; Chromadorea; Rhabditida; Rhabditidae
Source: the annotation of a GenBank genome assembly
AUGAAUGUGGAUCCGGUGAAAGAAGAAAAGAUGGAUUGCGUCGAUCUGCAAACACCGAUGGCUCGAAAGAUGAGCAAUGAAUGGAGUGUCAAGAAAUCCUCUACUAGGUCCGAACUAGUUUCAUCGAUUGAAACAACACAUCAUGAAUAUGAUCCAUAUGCAAUUCUUGGCCUUGAUGCGGGUGCAGAUGUGGCUGAAGUGAAGAAAAAAUAUCGUGACCUCUCAAAGAAGCAUCACCCUGACAGGGGAGGCGAUCCUAUCGAAUUUGACAAAAUUGCUAAAGCAUACCAAGCAUUGACUGAUGAUGAGGCAAGGGAAAAUUGGGAGAAAUAUGGAAAUCCGGAUGGGCCAACAGCGAAAACGUUUGGAAUUGCUCUCCCAAAGUGGCUCGUUUCAAAAGAAUACGGUCUCUGGGUGCUCGCUUUUUACGGCUUGAUCUUCAUGAUUGUUUUGCCCGUUGGAGUGGGUUUUUGGUGGUAUAAUUCGAUCAAGUAUAACCACGACAAAGUGCUUCUGGAUACAACGCAAUUGUUCUUCUACUUUUUGCAUAAAACACCAAAGAUGGAGAUUAAUAGGAUGUUGAUGGUUCUUACGGGUGCUUUGGAGGUUUGGAAAGAACACAACAAGGAAAUUGUUGAAAGAGAAACUGACGAUUUCACUUUACCCACACUGAUGAAACAUUACCCAAAUCUUGGAGAAAACAAGAAGGAAAAACCGCUUUCUUUUCCGUAUGCACUAAAGGCUAGAAUUCUUGCAUAUGCUUACUUAGGACGCCAUGAUCUCGAAAAUGAUGAUUUAGAUGUCGAUCAGAGAUACAUAAUCUCCCGUGUGCUCCGAUUGGUUGAGGAAAUGAUAUCUUGUACACAACAACUCACGUUUUACUCACAGGCUAAAGUUCCCUUUGAAACAAUGAAAAAUGUUUUCAAGUUGAUGCCCAUGGAGCCGUGGCCUAGAACCAAAGAGUCGGUCUCGGGGGCAUCCGAAGCGGAAGAUACGAAUCGAGAAGAUCUUGAGGAAGACCACGAAGAAAGUGAUAUUGAAGAAGAUUGGUCGAAGCCAGACAAAAAUCUUUUUGAAACCAAAACAAGAGAAACGCAUACCGUUCACGCUCCUUAUUACCCGUCAGAAAAGUUUGAAUGGUGGUGGUUGACACUUGCAUUCAACGACAAGAAGCAAAGACGCUUGUGUGCUCCGGUUACCCCGUGCAAAACACUUAUUGAUACUCAAACCUUUGACCUGAAGUUCACAGCGCCAGAAGAAAAGGGUGUUUAUUCGUUUACAUUGGGCGUUCACUCCGACUCGUAUAUGGAUGCCGAUUACAUGAUGGAUAUCAAGCUUGAUGUGAAAGAAGCAAAACAGGCACCGCCCGUCAAAUAUGAAGACACAGAAGAAGAAGAAGAGCAGAUUGAGGCUUCUUCGGAUGAAGAAUACACGGAGGAUGAUGAUUCUGAA